CCAUUACAAAAAUGUGUCUAGGUGGUCUUGUUUUGAUCUCUACCAUACGAUGUAAAAACCCCUAUUGUAUCUUAGUUGAUGCAUUAGGUACAAGACCAAGACAAACAUGCAACAUGCGACCUGAUUUUCAUUUUGCUCUUUAGCAUCGACUUAGUUGACGUAUCUGUAGCAUCUACAGAUUCUUUUUGAGCUCUAUCUCUAAUCGAGGUGAGCCAACAGUCACAUUAACAAUUUACUUAUUAGUUAAUGUUAAUCGGCUGCAACCCCUUGCCUACACCGUUCCUUGUUUAGCUUAUUUUUUGCCCAUUCCUUUUCAGCUGUCAUUUCCCCGGACUUUCUCGCCUGGUAAAAAUUUUUAAUGUACUAUUCUGCUGGGCAGAAUUAUCAUGGAUUCGAUUAUCAUAAGCCCAGAGUUACCCCCGAACGACGUCUUACUCCUCCGGAAUCUUUCCGAGGAUAUUCAACGGUGUCAGCAAAACACCGGGCCGUCUACUAAGAGCUCCGCCAAGAAGUCCUCCGGCAAGACGGUAAAUAAUGAAUCCUCCGCGUCCGGCCAAGAAGCUACCAAUGGAACCAUUGGCAAUCAUGUCUUAGCAUCUAGGGAUGAGAGCGAUCUUACCUCCAUGAGAGCAGUUAACGAUCCGACACACAAAGACUUCGAGCCAUCUGUCUUCUGCACAGUUGACUUUCGAGACUUGUCUUCUCGAUUACAUCCCGUGAUCUACAAGCACAUCUUGCUGCCGUAUGUAAAAUGGGCACAAAAUGUCGCUAGACAUCCAAGUGAUGUGAUUAUGGUCACCCACCUAAUCCUGUACUUCACUACCUCCGUGCCCAGCGCGAUCUGGCUCUAUUACCACUUCACUUAUAUUCAUGGGUUCAUCCAUUUCAUCAUGCAGGUUUACUACGUAGGCACGUAUACACUGAUGAUGCACCAACAUAUACACGGCGGCGGCGUGUUGCGCAAGACCUCUUGGGUUCACCUGUUUGACAUAACGUUUCCGUAUAUUACUGACCCUCUGAUGGGACAUACCUGGAAUUCGUAUUACUACCACCACGUGAAGCAUCAUCACGUCGAGGGAAAUGGUCCUAACGACCUCUCAUCCACCAUCCGGUAUCAGCGUGACAAUAUCUGGCACUUUUUGCAUUAUGUCGGACGUUUCUACGUCCUGAUCUGGCUCGACUUGCCCAUCUAUUUUCUCCGGAACGAUCGACCUACGUUUGCGCUCAAGACAGCAUUUUGGGAGUUGUCCAAUUAUGCUGUGAUCUUGACCUUGUUCAUCAUAAACAGCCGUCCGACGACCUUCGUGUUCCUGCUGCCGCUCAUGUUACUCCGCGCCGGUCUGAUGAUUGGAAACUGGGGUCAGCAUGCCCUUGUGGAUGCCGACGAGCCCGACUCCGAUUACCGAUCCAGCAUCACCUUGAUAGACGUGCCCAGCAACAGGUACUGCUUCAACGACGGGUACCACACGUCGCACCACCUGAACCCGCGACGGCACUGGCGAGAGCACCCGGUGCACUUCCUAGCGAACAAGGGGACGUACAGCGCGGAGCACGCGCUCGUGUUCCACAACAUCGACUACCUGGAGAUCACGGUCCGGCUGCUUCUCCGCGACUACGCGCACCUAGCCCGCUGCCUCGUGCCCAUCGGCGAGAGGCAGAUCCGGCUGACGAUGGAGCAGCGCGCCGACAUGCUCAGACGCUGCACGCGACGGUUCACCGAGGACGAGAUCACGGAGAAGUUCGCGGUCGCGGCGAAGGAGAAGGCUAAGGUUAAGUGAAGUGAACGAGGCGCUUUGAUGGGGUUGUGAGGGAAAGGGAAGGGGGUAGGUGAAGAGGUUAGUGAAGAUGCGAGAAGAAUCGAAGACCUCGGUAGUAGAGAUGAGAUCGGAGUGAGGGGAAGACAUCGUUUGCGGGCGCUAUAUGACUCUUUUACAUGCGUACCUGGGUAGACUAAAAGUUCUUGGUACACCUACCAGGUAUACAUUAUGCGUAAUCAAUUUAUAAGUCGUCUUAAAAUCAAAUUACAUGCAUGGAUAAACAAGACAUGUAUU
Messenger RNA from Annulohypoxylon maeteangense, 2051 nucleotides. RefSeq lists its product as uncharacterized. The transcript is spliced from 4 exons. The coding region runs from base 387 to 1778 and encodes 463 amino acids. The record is from RefSeq and is a predicted model, not a curated record. NCBI's taxonomy places the organism in Eukaryota, Fungi, Ascomycota, Sordariomycetes, Xylariales, Hypoxylaceae. Gene Ontology annotation, biological process: lipid metabolic process.